CUUUCAUUGGAAGCACAGUUUUUAUUUAAGCAUCAGAGCGGCCACCAUGAAAACAGGUUCUGAAUGGCAAGGUACAUCUUGAUAAGCGGUCCCCAGGAUGUAAUCUCACAACUCUUUGUGGCGCCUCUUUGUGACGCAGCAGGCCAGAGAAUUAAACCUUGAGAAAAGCUCCUUAUGAGAGCAGCAUAUGGAUAAUCAAAGAGACAGGCUGGAGAAGGCAGACAGAACGAGAGACGGCAGAGGAUGAGCUAAUGAGGCAGACAUGCUCGGUGAAGGAAGGAGCAGGUGGAGGGGAGCCUGUUCUCUCCACACUGAACCAAGAAGCUGGUAGCAGCGGGUGCUGGCCGGGCCUGCAGGUGGGAAGCUGCCUGCUGCUAGGUAGCUCCUCAGCAUGACGUAGCACCAGCUUGAUAUGCAAGCAUGCGGCAUGGCUUGUCCCUGGGUUUUGUUUCAUUGCUGGGAAACUGGAGGCGCCCAGGUUAUUUGUACAUUGGUUGGAAUAAAAUGAUUUGCCACGGUCCCUCCAAGGACUUCACGGCUGUUGCUGUGCAGCACACAAGGCCAUUCGCAAUUUCAUGGCCUUGGAUCUUCUACUCCUGAAGCACACUCUCUGCAACCAGAGCAAAAAGGGCCCUUAGCUAUGUUCCAGUGUGAGAAGAGGGUCUUGUUCCAGUCCUCUCCCUCUCAGCUGCAUUAUCCAUCCACACCGGGAUGAUGAGGAGUGGUGGUACCAGGCAGGAGUCCUGCCAUGGUUUUCUUUAUGGGUGCUUUGCAGACAGACAAACCUGACUGCAAAUCUAGAAGGGGACAGACCCUGCAGCUCAGGCUCAGGAUGUGCUGCUCCUGCCUGCUGGGCAGGGGCAGGAAUGGUAACUAGGGGCUGAGGUCCCUCAGAAGAACACUUUGGGGAUAGAUGUUCCCACCAGCAAAAACACGAACCACUCAGUGUGUCUGUGCCAUGCAAGGUUAGCUGUGUUGGUGUCAACUCCUCUUUCAGUCUCAUAAAAGCUAUAAGGCCUGGAUAAUGCUCGGUGGCACUGAUGUGAUCUGCUGUGAUAAGGGGAAUAGCUGUUUUCUGAGAAGCUAUAAAAGAGAACGAGGAAUCUCAAGUGAGCGCUGUGUCUUGUCUAGUUUGUGCAGUGCAGGACUUAGGGCUUAGGGCAGCUGUACAAAAUCAUUCUUUUUCCCCAGACACUGACAGUCAGAGCUGUUCUGCAGCAGAGUAAGGGGCAUACACAUGAAAAUGGGAUUCCAUAAGCUCUGUGAGCAGUGGGACUGUGACAGGAAGGGUUCUGACACUGCUACAGAAGGCAGAGCUGCCAAGACAUGGCUGUGACCCCUGCUGGUGCCAGGCUUUGUGCGUGCUGCAUGGAAAUCACCACCGUGAUACUCUGGUUUUAAUUCACCCCCAUCUGAAUGAGAGCAUCAGAUCUCAGCAUCAGAACAGCUGUGUUGUUCUGUCAGGGAGACCCUGUCUGGCUUCUUCCAGUGUAGGGCUGUGCCUUGCUUCAGGAACAUGGUGCUGGGAAUAGAAGAGCAAUUAAGCUGAGAAACUAGGGUGCGCUUCAUUAAGGAACACAAACUUCUCAAAGUGUGCACUGGGCUGGGCUGGGGUAACACUGCAGUACUACCCCACAUGCUCUCAUCAAGGGGCAUUAGUGGUUUUGUGCUUUUGAGGUGGCUUAAAAGCAAUUUCAAUCACUGUUGUUUCCCCCUGAGAAGGGGGAGGUUCGCAUCUCUUCUUCACGCUGCCCUACUUUUUGCUGAUUGAUACUGGGUUGUGAGGAGAUGAGACAGGGAGGAUCAGAGCAGUCCAUUCCGGCUGGACAAACCCACAAAGGGCAGAGAUGAAAGCGCACAGGCUGUGGGUUUUUUAGGAAGAUGUUGUUUCAGUGGUGGUGUUCUCAGUUUGUAGGUUGGCAGUGUUCAGCAGGAGGGAGGUGUCAGUGCCUCAGUGCAGCAGCCAGCAUCCCCCUCAGCCCUACCUUGUUAAAGCCUUGACUCUCAACUGCAGUCUGUUUACCACUCCUCUCCUAACUUUGUCUUUCUCUCUCUUGCACGUUCCUCUUUUCCUCCUCCCCUAUUCCCAUAGCGGUGGGCGUGCAAAUCAAGCUGGAGUUACUCCAACGCAAGUUCUGGAUGGCCAUGCAGCAGGUAGGAGCACCACUGAGCAUGCAGGCAAUGCAGUGCUCUUGGUCAGCUGGGCCAGGGCUGCAGUGCAUCAUGCACAGUGAUGGUAUUUUCAUAAAGGCUGUAGUGAAAUUCAUAUUAAAAGAUUUUGGAAGUAGAUUAGUUGGAAGUCACACGUUUCCCUAAUCCUCUGACAGCACUAAUGCUGCCUGAGCCCCAGGUCUGCUCCAUAAACACUGUGGUGAUGGUGUCAGCAUCCCAGCCCAGCAUUAGCUCUGCUGCAUACGACAUUUAAUUUUGGAAAUAUAUCUCUACUCAUCCCGCCUUUCAGAAACCUCAUGGAAAUCUGAAAUUUCAGGAACAUGGGGGAAAAAAAUAUUCUGCCCUCUUUUAUCAUCUUGAUGAUGGUAACAGAAUGCUAUGAGCUUGCCAAAAUACAAAUGAUUUGCUGCAGGGAUAAACUUUCAAUGUUCUGCUAAUUCUGAACCCUUGCUGCGCCAUGAGGAAUUACUGAAGCUGUCCUCCUCUGAGGGGUAGGAGAGGGGAAACCCCAUCCUACUAGCACCGGGGGCUUUCCCCAUGGGUUUUGCCACUGGGAGGGACAACAGACUCUGGGCAGGAGCAGCAUGCAGUGGACAUGAUCUUGGUGGUCAGCAGGGAAGAGGCAGAAGGUGAGGGCUGUGGAAACAGAGGGCUGGGAGGGUACUAACGAGGCUUGGCAGCAGGAGGCAGAGGCACCCCAUCUCUUGCAGACCAUAUCCAGGUGGCUCAAACACAAACACGGGUGCAAGCCCGUUUCAGCUGUUAAUUGACAAUAGGGGUGCUUAUGACAGAAGCUGAAAGGAGGCUUGUGUGCCAAGCACCUGUACAACGUGGUUGUAGGAAAAACCCUGCCGGGCUUCCUGUGGCUGCAGCCUAGCAGGGGCAGUACUAACGGCUCUGUUUCCUCUCUCCUGCUGCCCUGGACACACUGCAUCGGCUGCCCCCAGCCCAACGACACCGAUGUAAGUAGGAACUGGCUGGCACUGCUGAAUACACUGGGUGCCAUUGCAUGGAGGUCAUGGUCUGCAGGGGGUAGGAGGGUCAUGACUUUCUGGGGCCUACAGUCAGGGGAGACGGCCCCAGCCUGUAUGUCCUACAUGUGUGACCUCCAAGUGGUCACACUGGCUCCUUAUGACCGUAUUACCCUGCUUUGCUGUGUUUAAAGGCAGUGGUGAGGCUGUGCUUGCAUCUGUGGGUGAAGCCAUCUUCCCCAUAGCCUUGGAGAGCCACUUGGAGCUGUACUGCAAACAAUGUGGUGAUCACUGACCCUCUCUCGAAACUGAGCAGAAGGAUGGAAAUAGAGUUUGUUCUGCUAAACUCAGGAUGAGAAACAAAUCCUACCUUAGAGUAAUGGCUUUGUUGUACUUUGAAAUUUGCUUCUUGGUAUUAAGAAUCAUCCAGAAAGAGGCUGGGGCUUCUGCAUAAUAAGGGCUUUGCAGAAAGAAAGGGCAGUGGGGGAGGGGAGAGCAGGCAGGCUGCAACACGUCAGCAUCCUCCCCUGGCCCUGGAAGACCUCUGGCAGGAAGGGGACCCCAUGUACAGAAAUGGCAAGUGCCGUGUCAGCUUCCCUUUCUCAGCUGCUAGCAUGAAUAGCGCUGAAAAAUAACACAAAGAGACAGACAUAGGCAGCCACCACCAACUCCCAACAAUUACAGAAUCAAUAAGCACCUGAAGGGCUUUGUUACUCGCCACUUAACCCCUAGUGUCCCCACCCGGUUCAGUGUUGUGAAACACAUGUCAAAUCCGGUACACAGAAAUCCUAAAUGAAACAAAUGGAUGGUGCCCGGGGCUACACAACCACCAUUCACAUCCUAUUUUAUCAUUAGCUGUCCUCAGAAUAAAGAAACCAACAGCAAUAACAACAAAAAAAUCCCUGCCCGAGAAUAAUCCUGAUCUAAAAUACCAUGCCAUGUAUUUCCCAGCAGAUGCUGAAAUGCGUGCUGUUUCCUUGCCAGCGCACAGCAGCCUCUGCUAACACAGCAGAGCUGGCUGCUGCCCCUUCCCUUACCAGCCCUGGCUCUGCUCUGGGCACAGAGUUCUGCUGAGAGUGUGCUGGGGCAGCAAAGGGGACGUUGCUCAAUGGGGAGGCACAGCACAAGGACUGCACGUGGCCAUGGACUGAUCGGCCUGAGGGUGCUUCUUGUCUUGUUCCAAAUACCAGUUGACCUGCAGAGUUUCAUGAGAUGCUGGUGUGGAGACCCUGUGCAGUCCCAAGGGGGAGAUUGGAAGAUGAGAUCAUGUUGUGAUGUAAUUCCUGCUUUUUCUUUCCAGUGCAGUGCCUUCGAUGGUGCCUGUCCACUCAGCUGUCAGGACGAUGUUCUGAAUUGCUUCCUCAUUGAUAAUAAUGGCUUUAUCCUUGUUUCCAAAAGACCUCCAGAGAUUGGAAAAUUUCUUGGUGCAGUGGAUGGCUCAGUAAUGACCCAGCUACUGAACAUGGGCAUGUUCAGGCGGGUGACAAUGUAUGACUACCAAGCAAUGUGCAAGGUGCCCUACCACCACCACAGUGGUGCCCGGCCGCUGCUCAGUCCAAUUUAUGCCUUUCUAGCUGCACUGAAAUGGCUGAUAAGUGAUUUCCUCAUCUUCCUGUUGGAGUUUAACAUGAGUAGCUUCUGGCACUCCGACAAUGUGGCAGACGCCAAGGCUGUCUUCCAUCACUCCCACAAGCACAAGAAGCACGACACGCUGCAGCCCUGCGACACAGAGUACCCCGUCUUCGUGUACGAGCCGACCAUCAAGGAGACCAACGGGCUGAUAGAAUGCGGGGACUGCCAAAAAAUGUUUGUGGCCCAGCAGAUUGCCAGCAGCAACCUGCUGCUUCUUGUGACAGAUGCCACCUGCGACUGCAGCAUCUUCCCACCUGUCCUGCUGGAUGCGAAAGAAGUCAAAUAUAUCCUUCUGCUGUGUGCUUUUGGGCUCAGGGCUGGUGAGGGUGUAAAACCUUCUCCCCUGGCAGUUCCCAUGGGGAAAAGUGUGGAGUGCAUAGCCUGCCUGUGGGAUAGCAGGAGGCAAGGAAGUGGAGCAGUGUGGUGGAGAGCAGUGCUGCUGCUGGGCCUCCUGCAUACAUUUCUGCCAUUCCCAGCCAUUGGUCAUUCCUUGUCUUCUUCUAGCUCCUGGAGGCCUCCCAGCCCAUGCCCCUGCAACAUGCAGCCGGGAGGCUGCUGCCCUUCCCCGGCUUACCCUGCUCAGACCCAAGGCCUUGCAGAAGCACCCAUAGGUUUGCACCCCAUUGCUGUGUGCUGCAAUUGUGCCUCGUCUCUCUGCCCAUGUCCUUAACAGCCCCGCACACAACGCAUCGGUGAAGUGUGACCGCAUGCGCUCCCAGAAGCUGAGGCGGCGACCAGACACGUGCCACGCGUUUCACCCCGAGGAGAACGCCCAGGACUGUGGUGGUGCUGCUGAGCUUUCAGUCUCCCCCAUGCUGCUCCUCCUGCCCCCAGCGCUGCUCAUGCGGUGACACUGCUCACAGUGGGGACACGGCGAGGGACAAACUGCCGAGCCUGUUGGGACACCUAGGUGACACCGGGGAUGACAGUGUGCCCUGGGAGGCACAGGGCUCUGCCAGGCAGAUCUUGCCUUAGGAGAGCGAACAUGUGGGAGACCCUGCCUUGAAGGAGAGGCUGGGGUUUUGAGCCAGUACAGGGCCAUCGGGGUCCUCAGUAGUGAAGCAACUUCUCCUGGUCUUGCGAUGGUCAUCAGCCAGGACCCUGAAUUGCACUGACUGCCUGCAGGCAGACCACAGUAGGCAGCGUGGCUUUGCCAUGCAGCUGCACCUCGCUGAGAACCUGCUCCAAGCACUGCCAGCACAAUGCUCAGAUGCCUCUCCAGGUGUGGGUGUGCAUGGGGAAAGGGGCUGCGUGUUGCCCACCAAGGAGAGGCUCCUCCCCUUGGGGCAGUGCUGCCCUGAGGCUGCCUGUGGCUGUCUGGGGCCCUGAGCCUGAGCCUGGCCAGCAGGCACAGGCUGCUUCUUACAGAGCUUUAUGAACAAGGGGUGGGGAGCAUCCAUCUUUCAUCUCUUUUUGUAUGAACUGCUCCAUACCAUCUCAUUAAAAAGAAUAUAUAUGGCAUAUUUUAAAUAGAUAUUUAAGCUUUAUCGUGUCAUGUUUGGUGCUCAUCAUAGCCCUACAGAAACCCCUCUCCCUGCUGAACCCAUGGGGACGGGCACAGGUGGAGGCCAUAGGAAGACGACUGCGUGCCCAGAUGCCCACAGGUGUGCUUCAGGGAGUGAUAGGGUCAGGGGGUGCUGCCCCUCAUAGCGCCGGGUCCUUUUGGGGAUGUGGUGGCUGGGUUUGCUAAACCAGAGGCAGUAAAGAGGAGAGGAUCGUUCACUGGGAGUGGAUCAACCUCUGGAGGUGGAUACCUUUUCCCUCCUGUACAUCCAGUGACCUUAUCAGAGUCAGGCACAGCCAAGGAAGGUAAAGUGAGUGCAGAGGGAAAAGGGGCUCCGUGGGGAUGCAGAGCUCAAGCAGCCCCCAGGGCUCAGAGCUGCUGCCCCCAGCACGGCUGCCCUUGCUGUCAGAAGUGAUUAAUGGCCCCAGCACCAUUCCGCUUGGAGAAGACAUGUGUGCAUGCACUGCCUGCCAUGGCUGAUUUCCAGUGCAUUAAUCCACAACAAACACACUCUCAUGGACAGACCUGUACUGGAGGAGUAAUUAUGUCCAGCUCUCCAUUCCUUCAGCCACCAGCUGGCAGAAGCAAGGAGAGCUGAGGACAGAGGCUUACCGGCAGCUGUGCAGCACCACACUGACCUGGCUCAACUCACAGCUGCGGAUCCUCCAAGGUCCUGUCCACCCCUGUAAGCAAACUGCGGGCACUGGGCUUUUAAAAAUUAAGAUUCAAAAGGAGAAAUGUCCCAUUGAGUGCCCCUACCACUUCUGGAUGUUGUGGCUGCCACCCCAGCUUGAGUCACACUGCUGUGGACCAUCAGGUAUAGCCAGGCAGAGGUGAUUUCACACAGAGAAAAACAGGAAAAUCAGCCCAACAGCACAUCAGCUGCUUGCAGUCGGGAGAGAGCUCACUCAGAGGCCCAGCUGUCCCAGAGGGGCUCACCUCACGGGGAUGAUGGGCUUGAUCCAACAGAGCCCAGCCCCAGCCAACCACAAGGCCAACCUCCAGAGUUCUGUGCAGGUUCAGCACGGCUGCAGACAAACACAGAAGGUAUCUCCCGGGUCUGGUUUGGGUGUAAUUUGCCUCUGUUAGGGAAACACAUCAGUGUUCUGGGAACCCUGCCAGGCAUAUGAUUUUCUCAUCUCAUUUGCAACUGGAGCAGCUCAGCUUUUAUGCCAGCUGCUAAGAGCCUCCGUGCCCAGUUGCUCUGUGCCAGAGCUGAAGCUGCUAAAAAAAAAAUGAGAUCAACUUGAAACGUUGCUGCAAACAUCUCUGAAUUCAGAGGCAGCAGCUCCGGUGUUCCACUACAGGUGUUAACAGAGGAGAGAGCAGUGAAGCGAAGCUCUCCGAGGUGGCUCUGGAGUGCCAGAACUGAGCUGAGCAGACGCAGUCCUGCAGGUGCACACAGGAUAGCCCGGUAAGCUCACAGACCCCAGGCCUCCUUCCUGGGGGAGAACAAGGUCCCCAGGUGAUGCUGGGGAAAGGAUUCCCUCGUGUGCUCUUUCUGUGCUGCUGUAGUGCUCGAGGAUGACCAUGGUGACACACUCAAUGUUGCCACGGGGCUGCUAUGCCUCCUCCAUAGCAGUUUGUACCUUGGGAUCUUCUCCAAGGAGCUGCUUUUUUAAGGGACUGUCUGAAAGCAUAUCAGCUGGUGCUCAGCAUUUCUGGAAAUCAGCCUUGAGAAGUGAGGCUGGAGCACUCAAAGCAGAAGUGCUGACCAGCAGGAGAGGUUGGCUCAGUGCUUGAUGGCACACAGCAGGAGAGAGAAAAAAACAGAGGGAACUCAGCUUUGCUAAUAGCUUCAACCAAAACAAACUCAGCUCCUUCGUACUAAUCAUACAGCAGAUUUAUUUCCAGCUGCUUUUAAAAAGUUAGGCAGUGGCCCUAGAGGUUCACCUUGAUUGCAGCACUUCAAUCUGUACCCACGACCUUGGCGACGUUGGCAAAGAACGAAGCGAUUUCAGAGGGAGGAUCAAGCACAGCCCCAGCCACGUGCAGAGGCAGCAGGAUGCAAAGCUUCAGACUGCCCAGGCAGCUUUUAAGUAUCGUUCCAAUAUCUGAAAACACAAUAAACCCAAUUCACAUUUGCAUCGGGUAGCUCUUUCUAGUGUAACUUGUGUAAUCUAAUGCUGAAGUUCUCUGUGCUCCCUGCAUUUGCUUUGCGUUUGCAAAAAAAAAAAAAAAGAAAAAAUUCCAUCCUGAGCCAUCUAGCUGACAUGGGUUAUUAUUUACUGGCGCUGGCUCUUACAAGGUGUGUAUCUGAAGAAUGGGAACUGAUAAACAGCACAGCUGUAGGUGCCCAGACUGAGUCUGAACCAACACGGGAGGAGGAGGCACAUCUCACUGAGGCGGCUCACAGAUGUUUGCUGACAGCUGCGCAGCGGAGAUGAAGGAGCAGCAGGCUCUGUUCCAGGCAUGGAGCUGCUCUGGUCGGCAGCAGCCCUGCUCUCUCCCCAGCUUAAUGUGAUUCCAUCCCGCCCCACCAGCCCAUGCCUGCUUAGGAGGAGGAGACACCCAUCCCCUGCAUGGGUAAGAGCUAGGAAGCAUUUCCUCCAUACCAGUAAUUCCAGUCCAGCCUUCCUAGAGAGCCCUUCCACGCUGAAAAACCCACUCCAGCCAAGGACUCCAGCACCCAUCCUCCUCCUGCCCAGCUCCUCUUCUUCUGACUCACCAUCCUUCCCACCCCUUUUCCUUUCCACAAGCUCUCACCACCAUCGAUCAACCAUGCUCCCUCCACCCACUUCGGUUCUUGGCCAGUUUGUUCCAGUCCCUUGUCUGCCAGGGGCA
Meleagris gallopavo (turkey) is the source of this 9063-nucleotide messenger RNA. NCBI's taxonomy places the organism in Eukaryota, Metazoa, Chordata, Aves, Galliformes, Phasianidae. The record is from RefSeq and is a predicted model, not a curated record.